This is a messenger RNA of Rubroshorea leprosula, 765 nucleotides long. The record is from the annotation of a GenBank genome assembly. Lineage: Eukaryota; Viridiplantae; Streptophyta; Magnoliopsida; Malvales; Dipterocarpaceae.
AUAUAGAGCGAGGUUCCACUUCAAAGGGCUCAAUUUGACGCCUCAACCAAUCCAUCAUCCAUGGACUCAACCCACAUCCACUCACUACCUGCCUUGUAUGUUAGUGGCGUUAUUGCCACUAACGAAAAGAUAUUCCCCCUUUUUCUAGGAUGAAGAUAAUACAUAUAUUUUGGUAUUUCAUUUCACCCUUUUAUCUUCUUCUUCUUCCUUCCUUUUUUUUUUUUUUAAUCAUUAUUUUAAAAGGACUCCCCACUGCCCUACGUAAACAAACUUUUUCCAUUUUAUUUUUCCUUUCUGCAAAAUAAUUGCUGCUAUGAUACAUUAGAAGUUCAGCAUCUGUUCGUGUUCCUUUCUACCUUUUCCCUUUCAUCUGGUUAGGUGCCUCACCCAAUUAAUUCUGUAUGCAAAUUAUCUGUUUUGAGUUCUAAUCUUUCCAAUAAUUUUUAAUUUGUCACUGAAGAGCGCCUUUCUUGGGAGUUCCAAUCUUACGAUGAGAUCCAUGUCACCAUCGUAAUGGCUAGGCAAUGCAACGCUAUCACAUUACGACGAGACUUGCCAUUGCGAUUCAUAAACUUCAAAGGAAAGGCCCCAGACGAUGACUUAUCCCAAACAAGUCACCCAGCUCCAUUGCAAUUCCACCAACCAUUCACCAUUUGUCUUCAAAAGAAGCUCAUUCCAAGUCAAGAACUUUACGGUCCGUAAUAGUCAUUGCUGCAAUGGUGGUGUUGGCUAGUAUAUGUCCAUGAAUAAAAUUUGAGAGUUAGU